Messenger RNA from Paramecium tetraurelia, 843 nucleotides. RefSeq lists its product as uncharacterized. Gene Ontology annotation, molecular function: NADH dehydrogenase activity. The transcript has 3 exons. NCBI's taxonomy places the organism in Eukaryota, Ciliophora, Oligohymenophorea, Peniculida, Parameciidae. Gene Ontology annotation, biological process: mitochondrial electron transport, NADH to ubiquinone. The record is from RefSeq and is a predicted model, not a curated record.
AUGAUAUAAAAAGUUGUAUAAUUAGUUCAGAGAAGAUCAAUUCACAGAUUUUCAAAUGUGUUUGUUGCACAUAGAAAUAGAGAUGAUAAUAGUGAUUCAGUACCAUUUGAUUUUACAGAUGAAAAUUAUAAAAAAAUUGAAGUUAUUUUGGCAAAGUUUCCUUCCAAUGAAAAAAAAUCAGGGACUAUUCCAUUAUUAAUGCUAGCUUAAAAAUAAAAUAAUAACUUUUUGAGUUUAACUGCAAUGAAAAAGAUUGCAAAGAUAUUAGAAAUCCCAGAAAUGGAUGUCUUUGAAACAGCCUCAUUUUACUCAAUGUUUAAUAGAGAACGAGUCGGUAAAUUCCAUCUCUAAGUUUGUGGUACAACACCCUGUUAAUUAUGUGGAUCUAGAGAUAUAAUGAAAGCUAUUGAAUAAAAAUUGAAUAUCAAAAAUGGGGAGACUUCAGCAGAUGGACUAUUUACUUUGCAAGAGGUAGAAUGUUUGGGAGCAUGUGCUAAUGCUCCAAUGAUAUAAGUGAAUAAUGAAUGGGUUUAUGAAGAUUUAACACCUGAGAAUACAUUAAAAUUAUUAGAAGAUCUAAAGAAUGGGACAGAUAAAAAAGGACCUUAAAAUGGCAGAAAGAAUGCUGAAGGUCCAUAAGGUAGAACUACUUUAUAAAAUAUCGCAAAUUAAUAAGACAUAAAAUAUGAUAGAAAUUUCGAGGCAGCCAAAAAGGAAUGGUUAGAUCAAAAGGAGAAAGAGAGACUUGAAGCUGAAAAGAAGAAGCAAGCAGCUUAGCAAGCUAAAAAAUGAAACCAUUUUUUAAUAUUAAAUAUAAUAAUAAUAAUAAAAUCUGUGUCUUUA